AUGGCAAGGGUUCCUCACAGACGCCUUCCAUCCGCAGACGUCGUCGAGAUUACUUCUUCUACUCUUGUGCCACCUUCGGCCGAUGUUGGGUCUACCGUGCCACCUCCUGAUGGUGUUGACUUUUUACACGAGGAGGUUGAUGCACGUGUUACUCAUUGUUUUAUUGUUGCUGACUGUGUGAAAAGAUUGGGUCUUAUUUUAUCCUUUAUGAAUGGAGAGAUGGUUAUCGAUACUCCAGCUAAAGGAUCGGUGACUACGUCUCUUGUACAUCUGAAGUCUCCUCUGUCGAUAUUACAUAGAGACUCUGUUGUGGAUCUAAUUUGUUUACCGUUGAGUAUUUUGGAUGUGAUUUUGGGUAUGAACUGGUCGGAAUUCAACUAUGUUCAUAUUAACUGUUAUAACAAAUCUGUGUGGUUUUCUAAUCCUGAUGAUGAGAAGGAAGCUGAGUUUUUAUCUACUAGAAAGUUGAAUGAGUUGAUGAGAGAUGAAGUUCAUGUGGUUGCAUUGAUAGCCUUUUUGUCCAUUGAGAAUCAGACUACUAUUGAUGAAUUACAAGUAGUGCGAGAAUUUGUUGAAGUAUUUGUAGAUGAUAUUCCAGAUGUACCGCUAGAGAAAGAAGUGGAAUUUAAUGUUGAUCUUAUACCUAGUACUAUACUUGUUUCUAUGGCACCAUACAGAAUGUCGACAUCUGAAUUAGCGUAG
Messenger RNA from Vicia villosa (hairy vetch), 702 nucleotides. RefSeq lists its product as uncharacterized. Lineage: Eukaryota; Viridiplantae; Streptophyta; Magnoliopsida; Fabales; Fabaceae. The coding region runs from base 1 to 702 and encodes 233 amino acids. The record is from RefSeq and is a predicted model, not a curated record. The transcript has 2 exons.